CUCGGGUGAAAAGCUAUGGACGCUACGGUAUCUUCUAUGUUUGAUGGAGAUGCCUUCCUGUUUUAUUGCCUAGAAGCCUCGGGCUAUGUAUACAGUGAGCCCGUCAGUUCUGAAUCAAAUCUUGUCACUGUUUAUCCCACAAGAGAAAAUUUACCUCACUUUCCUAACAUUGAUUUUGCUGCAUUUCUUAUUAGUCACGGAAAACUGCAAAGUGUUAAACAUCAAAGUUAUUGUCAUGAUCAUAUUAUUGCAGAAAGUGCUGAACCUAUGACUGUUGUUUAUGGUAGUAUCAUCAGGAUUCAACAUCAGGCAUCUGGCAGAUAUUUAGCUGUUACUCCUACUAAUUCAGCAUGGCUUGAUAAAGGAAAUUCUGAAGCAACUUUAUUUAGGCUUGUUCCUUCUCAUCAAGAAAAGGGAUGGGGUGAUGAUGUGAGUUAAA
Molecule: messenger RNA, 439 nt
Organism: Amphimedon queenslandica
Lineage: Eukaryota; Metazoa; Porifera; Demospongiae; Haplosclerida; Niphatidae
Exons: 6
Coding region: 16-438 (140 amino acids)
Source: RefSeq, a predicted model, not a curated record